AGCGUCGGACUUUUAAUACAGAGAUAGAAACAAGUCCAAAACCAAGCAGGCAACUUGUUAAUAUUCUGUAAAAGUAACUGAAGAUCUAUACUAAAUUUAGAAUCUGUGUCUGUUGAGUGUGAUCCUCUUGACUCGACUCGAUUACUGGAUUUGGAAGAAGCGUGAUGACUAGAUACUCUGACUGUAAUCAUGGCUCUGUUGUACUGGACCAACUUCAGUCCCUUCGGUUGGAAGGUCUCCUGACGGAUGUCUCCUUGAAGGUGAAUGCCGACACGUUCCCUUGCCAUCGGAGUGUGCUAGCAGCAUGCAGUCCUUAUUUCAAAGCCAUGUUUACAGGAGGCAUGUCAGAAAGCCGUCAGGAGACUGUGGCUCUUCAGGAUGUUGAGCCAUUAUCUCUGAGGCUGCUCUUAGACUUCCUCUACACCGGAAACAUCAUCCUGGAUGACCAGAAUGUACAGGAUGUCUUUGUCACUGCUAAUCUGCUUCAGGUGGUACCACUCAUCCACUUCUGUGCCGAGUAUUUGGAGAAAUCUCUCAGCAUCGCGAAUUGUAUAGGAAUGUACUGCCUUGCCACCGCGUACUCCUGCGUGAGUCUGUUGGAAACCUCAUGGGAGUACAUCAAUUACAACUUUAUCCUGGUGAGUAAGCAGGAAGAGUUUCUGAAUGCACCCAGCAAUGUUGUUCUUAGUAUCGCAAGUAGUCGUAUGCUGAAUGUCAGAUCUGAGGGGGAUGUCUUUGAAGCUAUGUUCCAAUGGUAUAAGAAAGACCCAACCAGCAAGGUCUGUACAGCUCAGCAAAUCCUUAAACAUGUCAAUGUGAAGUUUCUUAGUAGGAUGCAAGUUGCAAGAGCGAGAACAGAAGGUCUUUUGCCUUUGGAACCUACUACAAGUGAAACUAAUCCCAGUGCAAUUAGUGAUUCACAGGUUUCGGCUUCCCAGUCGUCUUCAUCAGAACCUGGUGCAAGGUUAGGUAUGAGCGCACAAGAGCUUAUCUUAAUGGCCGGCAGACAUGGGCGCCAAAAUACAAUAUUCUGCGUACAUUUACCCAGCCGGCAAUGCUACUUUCUCGAUUUGCCCCCAAUCUGCAGAACAUUUGGAGCCUUGGUGACAGUAGUUGACAAUGAAGUCUAUGCAAUCACUAAUGACUAUCAGGACAAAAGCAUGUUCCACUACAACCACAUACGUAAAAAGUGGAUGGCGGUUGCCCAGCGUUUGCAAGGGCGGACCGACUUCCAACUCCAAGUAGUGAAUGGUAAUAUCUACAUUCUAGGAGGCCUUAACGAUUGGGAAAUCCUGAACAGUGUGGAGCGAUAUGAUCCUUCUGUUGAUGAAUGGCAGUUUAUGACCCCUAUGCCUCGUGAUGUCAUAGAUUUUACCAGUGCGGUUUACCGUGAUAGCAUCUAUAUCUUCUCCGGGAGCAGGACUAUGAGCUAUAAUACCGUCACCGAUCUCUGGACUGCAACCCUUCCCGCGAUGACAACCCCUCGGCUUCGAUCUGCCUGCGUGACACAUGGCAAGGAGAUAUGGGUUAUAGGUGGUUCCUCUGCCCAAUCUAGCACCGAAGUCCCCUGUAUACAGGUCGAGAAGUACCUCCCUGAUGAAGGCAGGUGGGAAAGUGGUGGCUAUCUUCCAAGUCUUAUGAAGUUCUGUCUGGCCACGGUGUAUCAGAAGGAACUGUACCUGUGCGCCGUUUGGUGUGGCGUCCACGAGAUGGGGGUCAAUGUACCAGUCCAACUCCAUCCUCAGUUUGAUCUCUACCUCUAUAACAAACAUGCAACUACAUUCAAUGAUGUUGGUAUUGAUAUUCCUCUACAGGAUGUUCUAUCUUGUAGCACAGCAAGGUUAUUCACUGAAAACACCCCCCUGGUGGGUGUUUCAUAUUAUUGUUCGUAAGUUACACUUACAAGCGACUUUACGAGCAACGUGUGAUCUUUUGAAAUUUUUGAAAUCUAUUGAAAAUUUACGAAAGGAUCACCUGUCGUUUGUAAAGUCACUAACUUACGAACCGCUUUAUGAAACAUCAACCUCUUUGAUUUGAUUUUAAUCAAGGUUUCUUUGUCCUUGGAACUUAGUAACCAGUUAUUAAUCCACCCCGACACUAUUAAAUGUAUGUUAUAUAAGGCAUACCUCUGGCAAGGUCCAGGUUGUCUGAAAUAUCUUGUACGCUAUAAUUGGUUAACAUUGGUUUGACUUUUAAAAAAUCUGAGCUAGAAGGUCACACUUGUCACCUGUGUGUGUGAUAUGUUACAAAAAUGAAGCCCAGAAAAAAUUGCGUUCGAAAAUAAUUAUUUAGUGCUUCAAAAAUUGAAAUAUAAAGUGACCGAAAACACCAUCUUAAUUUCAUCCCAUACACUUAUGUGUACUAUUUUGGCGUCUAUAAGACGCCUAUUUACAAAAUCGGGGUUUUCCUUGUAGUUUUAGCUUUUCAUUCUCAAUAAUGGUUGUUUUCAGGGUUUAUUAGUUCCAAUACAUGCACUUGUACACAUGUUUCAUCUUGGUUUGAGAAUUUUUUAAAUCAGCUGCUCACAAAGUUAAACAAUACCUUUAAUUGCUAACCAUUGUUUUACAGGGCCCACGAUACUGUUGCAGAAAAGUUCCUCAAUUACCAUCCAAUGCUAAUUAUGGUUUCCUUGAUUCGGAUAAGUUGUUCAGUGUCGUUUACCAUGGUACCAUUGGAUGGUGUCGGUGAAGAUACCAUAACUUUUAAAUAUUCACUAGAGCUACAUGUACAAUAACAUAUAUUUAUAGAUAAGUGUUUGGUACUGUAAAAUCAUAAGAUAUCCUUAAAAACGGACAUUCUGAAGCUUUUCGACAUGCACUCAUUGGAGUAAAAUCGCAUGAAUGACUAGAACGCUAGAGCGAAACAAUAUAUGAUAAAACCUAGAGACAUUUACAUGUAUCAUAUACAGACCGCUAUUUUUUUUUUUUGCUGAUAUUUUGAAAGUUAUCGAGAGAUUUCGAAAUUGAAAUGACAGCUUCAGAAUCAUUGUGUAAUUAGCAGUCUUGCGAUAGUCUAGAAUUGAAAACUUAUUUGACCUUUUUCCCAGAUCUUAAUACCUUGAAAUGUAGCAUAUUAUUAUUUAGAAACUGAAUCAGUCAGGUAGACUCGAUUAAAGAAAGUAAGAUUAAUUAGAAAAUUUGGUGGUUUUUAACCAAAAUCAGAAUAGAGACCUGUUGGCAACUGUUUAUAUCGCAAUCUGUUGAAUGUUACUUCCAUCAGCUUUUCAUUACUACUAGGGAAGUUUUAUGUUAAAAUGCAGUUCUUUUUGUACAGGAAGCGUAAAUGUAUCGGUAAACUAAACAUAACCUGUGCAUAUUUUUAUUAGGGUCUCUUUCAUAUGAUCAACCAAAAUCUGUUAAAGAAUAUUUCAUUUAUGAUAAUCAGUUACAUUCAUUUUUGUUUAUUUAUUUGGAGUUAUCAGGGCGCUAUGUGACUUCAAAUUUUGAGCUCUAUGUCCAAUGUCACAUAUGGAUAUAAUUGAUAAUGAAUGUUAGAUAUUUUGAAGACUAGAUGUAUCCUCUAAAUUGUGAAAUAUCACUACCAUCAUUCUCCUCGAAGUUAUGGUUGAUUAAAAAUGCAGUCUAUUUUGCCACUCAUACUUGACAUUGAGAAUAAGUUUUUCGAGAUAUUUCCCCCAAAAUGCCAUUUCUUAUAAAUUUGAUUGCUUAUUGAUAUGAUUUUAUUUGUAAAUUGUAUGUGGAAGUAAUUUUGAUAGCUAUAUUAAAAUCAUGACACUUUUUGAAAUUGA
Messenger RNA from Lytechinus pictus (painted urchin), 3748 nucleotides. RefSeq names its product kelch repeat and BTB domain-containing protein 8-like. NCBI's taxonomy places the organism in Eukaryota, Metazoa, Echinodermata, Echinoidea, Temnopleuroida, Toxopneustidae. The transcript has 3 exons. The coding region runs from base 165 to 1892 and encodes 575 amino acids. The record is from RefSeq and is a predicted model, not a curated record. Gene Ontology annotation, molecular function: protein binding.